This is a messenger RNA of Vicugna pacos (alpaca), 2799 nucleotides long. The record is from RefSeq and is a predicted model, not a curated record. NCBI's taxonomy places the organism in Eukaryota, Metazoa, Chordata, Mammalia, Artiodactyla, Camelidae.
UGGGUCUGAUGACUCAGCGGAAGCGCUUAGAGUCCUCCCCCAGGAUCAACAGGCACUUGGAGCAACAAUUCCUUUCAAUCCAAUGGCAAUGACUGGAUUCCAGGAUUCUUUUGUAGCUUACCUGAGGCCCUUUGUGCAGACAUUGUUUUCGGUCUGCAUCAUGUCUGGAGCCAGCCGGCUGCUGGCGCUUCUCCUCUGCGGCUGCUACGUGGCCGCCCUGGGGGUCCACACCAGUGAGCACUGCCCGGCCGAGCAUCACCAGGCCGACCAGUACGUGGCUGCCGUGUACGAGCACCGGUCCAUCCUGAGCCCGAACCCACUGGACCUCAUCAGCCGCAGGCAGGCCUUGGAGCUCAUGAACCAGAACCUUGAUGUAUACGAACAGCAAGUGAUGGCCGCAGCCCAAAAGGGCGCACAGAUCAUAGUGUUCCCAGAAGACGGCAUUCACGGAUUCAACUUCACAAGAACCUCCAUUUACCCGUUUUUGGACUUCAUGCCAUCUCCCCACUUGAUCGGAUGGAACCCAUGCCUGGAGCCCCACCGAUUCAAUGACACGGAGGUCCUCCAGCGUCUGAGUUGUAUGGCUCUCAAGGGAGAGAUGUUCCUGGUGGCCAAUCUUGGGACCAAGCAACCUUGUCACAGCAGGGACCCAGGGUGCCCAAAUGAUGGAAGGUACCAGUUCAACACCAACAUUGUGUUCAGCAGUAACGGGACCCUGGUUGACCGCUACCGCAAACACAACCUCUACUUCGAGGCGGCAUUUGACACCCCCCUUGAGGUGGACCACAUCAUCUUCGACACCCCCUUUGCUGGCAAGUUUGGCAUCUUCACUUGCUUUGACAUCCUGUUCUUUGAACCUGCCGCCAGGCUGCUCAGGGACCCUGAGGUGAAGCACGUGGUGUACCCGACCGCCUGGAUGAACCAGCUCCCGCUUUUGGCGGCUGUGCAGAUCCAGAGGGGCUUCGCCACUGCCUUUGGCAUCAACCUCCUGGCCGCCAACAUCCACCACCCGUCUCUAGGGAUGACCGGAAGCGGCAUACACGCCCCUCGGAAGUCUUUCUGGCACCAUGACAUGGAGAGCCCCGAAGGCCACCUUAUAGUUGCCCCGGUGGCCAAAAACCCACUGGGUCUCGUUGGUGCAGAGAGUGCCACAGGUAAAACAGACCCAGCCCACGGUAAGUUUUUAAAGAUCUUGGCAGCUGGUCCGUACUCUGAGAAGGACGCUCAGGAUGUCCACUGCGACGGAGCCACCGGAUGGAACACGAGCACUCCUGCCACCUUCUACUCUGAGAUGAUGUAUGACAAUUUCACCCUGGUCCCUGUCUGGGGAAAGGAGGGCCACCUCCAAGUCUGCGCCAAUGGCCUUUGCUGUCACUUACUCUACCAGAGGCCCACUCUGUCCAAAGAGCUAUAUGCCCUGGGGGUCUUCGACGGUCUUCACACCGUGCACGGCACUUACUACGUGCAGGCUUGCGCCCUGGUCAAGUGCGGGGGGCUCGGCUUUGACACCUGUGGUCAGGAGAUCACGGAGGCCACGGGGAUGUUUGAGUUUCACCUGUGGGGGAACUUCAGCACCGCCUAUGUCUUCCCAAUGCUGCUGACCUCAGGGAUGACCCUGGAAACCCCUGACCAGCUCGGCUGGGAGAGCGAUCACUACUUCCUGAGGAAGCGGGGCCUGUCCUCUGGUCUGGUGACGGCUGCUCUGUACGGACGGGUGUACGAGAGGGACUAGGAGGGUGCGGGGUGGGCUCUGGCCAACGCGGGGGCUUCCCCCGGCGUGGGCACAGGCCGAAGUCCGGGGCACGUGGGCCACCUCUCCCCGCCCCGGAGUCCCUCCUGGGCGCCGUUGGAAGAAGCAGGGAAACAGAUUUCACCAGUGUCUCUUCCUCUUAAAUACAAAUUAGCAAGACACCUCUGGCAUUCUUCUACUUGCGUUUCCACUUUCCAAGCCACAUCUUCCUCCGGCAGGGCUUUCAUUACACAAUUGUUGUAAGAACUCAAACAAAAAUAAAUGUCAGUUUACACAGUCCCUCCCCCAACACUGAUGAGGUAUCUGACCAAGCCAGGGUGUCAGCUGCUGGGGGGGUUCCAGGUGGAAUGUUGGUGUGUUCCCCGGGGCCUGUGUGGCUGGUGGCUCCACGGCGACCGGGCAGAGCCCUGUGCGGGGUCAGUGCCGUGCGGGGGCUGCCGUGCCCUGUGGAGCCUGGCUUAGGGCUCUUCUUUGAGAAGCUGACUGAGGUCAUGGUGUUGCUGCCGCCCAAUAGCCUGAGUUCAUGGUUCGCUUUCCAAAACCUAGAAGGGCGGACAGCGGCAUGUCUGCCUGUCAGCAGGUUAUUGGUUGGUGUCUUACGUGCUUUCAGACUUGCUCAGUCUUGUUGGCGUGGGGACAUUGGCAGAGAACACCAGGCUCGACAGAGAUUCAUUAAAUAUACUUAGCCUCGCUGAUACUUACAGAAAAAUGAUGAGGGUGAGCCUGCCUUUGAGAAAGGAACUCAAUUCUCUGGUCCAAGAACUGGUCCAGGAUUCCUGCAGUCUAAACAAGAAGAGAUGGCAGAGAUGCUAAUAGUGCUCAAGAUCCUGGAAGAGGUAACACAAGCCCCAGGGAACACACCAACGUUCCGCUCCACUCAGGCAUCCAUUUCAGAGGAUCAGCACCUGAGCAGCACUGAAGCCAAUGGCAGCAGGGCCAGCCCCUCCUUCAAUCAGAGUUCCUCCGACUUCGCAUUCUGUGCCCAACAGUCACUCCCCCAUGGUCAACUUCUCUCUUCAAAUAUGUAUUAUAAUUCUUAGACCACACCA